AUGGAAAAUAAAAUAUCAUGCAUAUAUCCGAAUAAACCUACUGGUUGUAUAAUAAGAAUUAAAAAUAUUAAAUGUUUUGAAAAUGAAAUUGAGAUAAAGCACUUCUUUGAACAUUUAGUAGACAUAUGUUUAAUUCAUUCUGAUUAUGUAAAAAAUGAAGCUUAUGCAUUGAUGCAUUCAAAACAAGAAGCUUUACAUUUUAUGAAAUUCUAUCAGCAGAUUUUUAAAAAUAUGAAAUUUUUAGAAUUGGAAAAUCAAAAUAUAGAAAUAGAGAUAUUAAAUAAAGAAGAAGAAAAAAUAUUUUGGAGUAACAUAAGAAUGAAAAAAAUAGAUUUUUAUAUUUGUUGUAAAAAGCAUAAAUAA
Plasmodium gallinaceum is the source of this 363-nucleotide messenger RNA. RefSeq names its product conserved Plasmodium protein, unknown function. Gene Ontology annotation, molecular function: RNA binding. The coding region runs from base 1 to 363 and encodes 120 amino acids. The record is from RefSeq and is a predicted model, not a curated record. The transcript has 4 exons. NCBI's taxonomy places the organism in Eukaryota, Apicomplexa, Aconoidasida, Haemosporida, Plasmodiidae.